Molecule: messenger RNA, 263 nt
Organism: Staurois parvus
Lineage: Eukaryota; Metazoa; Chordata; Amphibia; Anura; Ranidae
Source: the annotation of a GenBank genome assembly
GCCACUGAGUGCGGACCGUGCAUGCGCACUGACCAGAGGGCGUACUUCUUUAUCAAGAGCUUGAUAAAAGAGCACGCCUCUCUGGUCAGUGCGCCCAUCAGUGCUGCCUAUCUGUGCUGCCUAUCCAUCCAUCAGUGCUGCCUAUCUGUGCCACCUCAUCAGUGCCGCCUGUCAGUGCCUAUCAGUGCCACCUAUCAGUGGUGUCUAUCAGUGCCCAUUAGUGCUGUCUAUCAGUGCAGCCUCAUCAACGCACAUCAUUGAAG